CCUUUGCAGUCAUCAUGUCGGGGGCACGACGACGCAGGCGUCAGGCUGAGAAAGGAAAGGGAGGCGAGAGCCCUCCAUCCCCAGCCCUUCCUGGCAGCAGAGGCGGCAGAGGCAGCAGGGGAGAUGCAGAGCCGGGCAUGGCGUCUGCGGCGGCGCCCAGCCUCACCGUCUGCCUCAAGCUCCUGGCGGCGGCCUUCUAUGGCUUCAGCUCCUUCCUCAUCGUCGUGGUCAACAAGAGCGUCCUCAGCAGCUACGGAUUUCCGUCGUCGCUGUGUGUGGGACUAGGUCAGAUGUUGGCUACGGUGAUUGUCCUCUGGGUGGGAAAGGCACUCAGGGUGGUGAAGUUUCCAGACUUUGACAGAAACAUACCUCGGAAGACAUUUCCACUACCUCUUCUCUAUUUUGGGAACCAGAUCACAGGACUGUUCAGCACAAAGAAACUGAACCUGCCAAUGUUUACAGUCCUGAGACGGUUUUCUAUUCUGUUUACAAUGUUUGCAGAAGGAAUCUUACUCAAGAAGAAAUUUUCUUGGGGAAUUCAGAUGACAGUAUUUGCAAUGAUAAUUGGAGCCUUUGUAGCUGCAAGUUCUGAUUUGGCAUUUGAUCUAGAAGGUUACAUUUUUAUCUUGAUCAAUGAUGUCUUGACAGCUGCAAACGGCGCCUAUGUAAAGCAGAAACUAGAUUCAAAGGAGCUGGGAAAAUAUGGUCUCCUGUAUUACAAUGCACUAUUCAUGAUUCUUCCAACCUUGGCCAUUGCCUAUUUUACAGGAGAUGUGCAAAAGGCAAUGGAAUACAAAGGCUGGGCAGAUACCCUCUUUCUUAUACAGUUUACACUCUCCUGUGUAAUGGGGUUUAUUCUUAUGUAUUCAACAGUACUUUGUACUCAGUAUAACUCUGCCCUUACAACUACAAUAGUUGGCUGUAUUAAGAAUAUAUUAAUAACCUACAUAGGGAUGUUCUUUGGUGGAGAUUAUAUUUUCACAUGGACAAACUUUGUAGGAUUAAAUAUCAGUAUUGCUGGAAGCCUGGUAUAUUCUUACAUCACCUUUACAGAAGAACAGAACAAGCAGUCUGAAGCUAGCAUCAAGAUGGACAUUAAAGGGAAAAGUGCGGUAUGACAAAGGAGUUACUUACUGAAAGCAACUGUUCCUUUGCAGCUGUGAUUGCUGACAAAUCAGUAGAAUAUUGAGUAUCUGUGAAUGGAAUUGUAUGAAUCCUUUGCAUUUGCACAAUCUGACAAUUGCUGCCUUUCAGAAGCAAUGAGAUAAUUUAAAAUGUACAGGUGGGUAGUUAAUGCUAAGCCUCAAGAAAUAAUUUUUUUAAAAAAAAUAAUCUUGCACUAUCUGUGCAAAAAUUACUUCUAAUGCCACAGUAUUAAUCAUCUCAACUAUAGCCAGUGCACUGCUAGCUGGAGUUGGAUCCUGCAAGAAAAUGUGUCCUAAAUAUUUCAGAAUCAAUUUGAGGGUGCUGAGCAAACAUGGCUUUCAUUUACCAAGAAGACCAGCCUUAACUGCCUUUCCCACAAAAGUUAGUUAAAACUGAUACUGGUGAAUGGCAUUCAGACUAAUUCUUAUCCUAUGGGGAUAUGAAUCAUAUUGCACAGCCUGUAACAAGGGACAAAGGGAGAAUGGCUUAUCCCGUCUGCCACUGAAGUCACCAUGAGAGCAAUCUGAACCAGUUUCUGGCCAUUCCAGUCUAUAGUUUGGAAUAUGUGUCCUAUUUGAAAUCAGUCAAUUAAUUUCCCUCCCUGCAAACAGUUAAGCACUUGAUUGGCAUUAACUUUGGGGAUAUUUAGAUGUGUGCCUUGUCAGAAAUCAUUGUUUUUAGGCCUCCGUAGGUCAACAGCAAGCAUUGUUUAAAACAGUGGUUUGAGCAAUGUUUGUCCCAGAGAAAUAAGAAAAUUCAAGUACAGUGCUGAAAUGCUCUAUGACCUUGGUCAUGGAUUUCCCCUCACCUCUUUUGUGUAGCUUUCACCAGGAAAAAGAUACAGCCUGAAACAGAUAAAUGAGCCUCCUUCCCAUGACCGUAGUGCUCAGCAUAGGGACCAGCUAUGCAAGAGGCACAUGUUGAAGAGGAGUUUGUACAUUGGUGAUUCCAUACACAAACAACUCACAUGCCAGAUUAAUGCCCUUCCUCCAAAAAAAAAAAACCAUCCUUUUCUUGCUAUUUCCACCAGUCUAUCAUUUUGGCUCUCUGGUGAGAGGCAAGAAUAAAUCAACUGACAGAGAAAGAUCAAAAGACAAGAAAACUUAAUCAGGAAAGAGAGAAGCCAUGACAACUUCAAGCCAUUGGUCAUAUAUAGGUUUCAGUUCUAAAUCAACAGCUAUAGGCCAAACUACAGGAGGACUAACUCCUGUUGUGUAUCACUUUUUUCAUGCAUGAAUCCAAGAUUGUCUCUAGCUAUUCAUCAAUAAGGUGAGAGUGCUAGUCCUGCAAAUGCUCGAGUUACUUUCCUAAUAAAGCUGGCUAAAGCCACAAAUAGGCAUAUCCAGAAAGUGCCGAAAAUCCAGUGGUUAAAAGAAAAGGACAAUGAAGUAGUUAUGGUUAGAUUAGUACUGGUUUAUGUACAAAGUGUUCUUGCAUCAGCAGCUUCUACAAUGCUGAUAGGAAGGAUUGUCUUAUUGCCAGAAAGGUCCUUUGGAAGCAGAUAUGGGAGGCAGAGCAACCAAGGAGAGGGAGAUACAAGUAAAGUUCUGCUUGUAUUCGGUGGCAUCUUGCCCACAAUGUUCUGGCUCACGGCUGGACUGAAGUCUUAGCAAAGCUCUGCUACAUCUGAUUUGUCUAGAAGGCUUCACGCUGAUAAAGGUUGCCUUCCAAGGUUCGAAAUGAACCUGAGAAACUGACUUAUGAACAAAAUAGGACCAAAGAACAUCUUCCACUGAAUCCAGUACUGUAUGAUGAAACUGUUCUCAAAAGCUCAGACCAGUUUUCUAUUAAACUGGCAUUGCUGAUGAUUUCUAUCAGUUACCAUGCACAUUUUAAAAAUGCCUUAUUUCUUGGGGGAUUGUAAAGCACAAUAAUUGUGUGAUGAAUUUUUUUCUGAAGAAAUAAAAUAAAAAGAGGGGACCUACAGCACUGCAGCCUUCAGGACCAAAUUUUAAAACCUAGUGAUUUUGUACUCAUACGUGUUGCCAGAUAUGAAGGGAUUUCUUCCCUAAUCUGUGAAAAAAUAAAUCAUUAAGAGGCUGAGAUAGUGAAGAAUUCCCUAUCUAAGGCAGACACUGCUUUGUCUUCAUGAUUUGGACUCACUAGACUAAGAAUCCAGAACAAAUAGAAAUUGAUUUUCUUUUGCUAAAAUUACACUAAGAGGCUGGAGAAAAUUCAGAUGUAAGAUACUAGUACCAUUCAGCUUAUAAAUGUUAUUUGUAAUUUAUAUAGCAUUGCUUUGUCUGCUUGCUAAUGUCCCUUGCUCCCAGUAUCCACCAAACACCUGAUAGUUUUAAAAGAAGUAUUUUGCUUAAAGAUGUAAAAUUCCUGGAAAGUUUCAGUUCAUGCUGGGGGGGGGGUGUUUUUCCCAUUUUUUUGGGGGGGGGACACAAAUUUUGGGGAAAUUGGGGGAAAAUGUUAAUAUUAGCAUUACAGGUUAGAUAAAAGACAUGUAUGCAUAGUGCUGUGUCUAACAAUGGAACUGUUCAAGCAGAAAGGACAUUCUGCUGCUGAAAUGCUCUGUUAUGAAAGGAAGGUCUGAAGCUGCACAAUGCAUAUGAAAAUAAUAUGGGUGUAAGAACAGAAGUGUGUAUUGGGGAAACUGGAAACUAAAGGAUGACAUUUUUGUCAAGACUUUGCAUCGAUUGCAAUUAAAAAUAGAGAUUUUGCUUUUUUCUGCUUCAAAACUGCAGAACAAAAAAAUGGGAAUGUAUAAGUACUGCAAUACAUGGGAUAACCAAACUGAAGUGGAUAGGAAUGGAGCAUUUUCAAUCAGAUAAUUACAUAGAGUUUUACUAUGGAAAUAACAAUAUAAAAUUAAACUGAGUUGAGUUAAUAGUGGGACAUAAUGUAGCAAAAGCAGUCAAGGGAUAUAAUGCAACAUUUGGUCAAAUAAAUCAAAAAGACUCCAUGGGAAAUGUGUCAGUAUAACAAUAAUUGAAAUUUAUGGUCCAAUUACAGAGGCGGAAGAUGAAGAAAUCAGUAGCUUCUUUUGUGGCACCCAGGGAAAAAUAAGUCAUACACCAAAACAAGAAACUGGUAGUUGACUUGAAUUCAAAAAUGGGAAACAGAGUAGAACCAAUGGUUGGAAAAAUUGGCCUAGAAUCAAGAAAUUAAACAUAAUAGCAACGUAGUGAAUUUUGUAAAAUCAACAUGUUCGUUCAUUGCAAACAAAUUCUUUAGACCACCAAACAGACAACAAACAGUGGACAGCACUGGAAAUGCAAGAUAGUAAUCAAAUAGAUAUUAUAAAUGAAGCAAAAGAUGAAGAAGCCCCAUUCUCACUACACAGGCAAAUCCAAGAGUGGACUAUGGCAAGAGCACGAAUUAAUAUCAAAGUUAACAAUAAGGGUAAAGAAGGACAUUAAAUCCAUCAUCAUGCUAAAAUAUAAUCUAAAGAAUGUCCCUGAAGACUUUUAACAACAUAAAAAGCCAGAUUUACACUACUAAGCCUAAAUGACUGGGACCCAGAAGGACCAUGGACCAACCCCAGGAACAUUAUCAGGGAAGAAUGCAGAAAAAAUCUUAUCUGUAAUCAAAGAGAAAGAAAGGCCUCACUGGAUGGCUGAUGUAACUGUUCAUACAGUUAAGGACAGGCAAGAAGCAAAAGUAAAAAGUGACAGAAUAAGUGUCAGAAUCCUGAAGCAGCUGUUCAGGGACUUGUGCCCAGGGACAAAGAGAGCUCUUAUAAUCAGUAAAAACAAAUAGAAGAAAACAAUGGUAAAAUAGAACAAGAAAUAUGAUAGGCCAAAACAAAUUAUGCAUAAUGUAUUUGUGUAUAAUGUAUUCAGUUUAUUCAGUGAAUUAUUAAAAAUUGAUUAGACUUUU
This is a messenger RNA of Sceloporus undulatus (fence lizard), 4974 nucleotides long. RefSeq names its product solute carrier family 35 member D1 (gene SLC35D1). Gene Ontology annotation, cellular component: Golgi apparatus. Gene Ontology annotation, molecular function: antiporter activity; GDP-fucose transmembrane transporter activity. The record is from RefSeq and is a predicted model, not a curated record. The transcript has 12 exons. Bases 15 to 1118 code for a protein of 367 amino acids. Lineage: Eukaryota; Metazoa; Chordata; Lepidosauria; Squamata; Phrynosomatidae.